Molecule: messenger RNA, 1097 nt
Organism: Brassica oleracea var. oleracea
Lineage: Eukaryota; Viridiplantae; Streptophyta; Magnoliopsida; Brassicales; Brassicaceae
Product: agamous-like MADS-box protein AGL19
Exons: 8
Coding region: 218-883 (221 amino acids)
Biological process (GO): positive regulation of transcription by RNA polymerase II
Cellular component (GO): nucleus
Molecular function (GO): protein dimerization activity; RNA polymerase II cis-regulatory region sequence-specific DNA binding; DNA-binding transcription factor activity, RNA polymerase II-specific
Source: RefSeq, a predicted model, not a curated record
UUUCUUUCUCUCCCAUCAUUCAUCAUAAAUCUAGGGCUUCUAGGAAGUUCCCAGCAAUCUGUAUCACCUCUCCCCAAGAUUCUCUUCUCUUCUUCUCUUUCUUUUUUUUUGCUUUAAUCACUCUUUCCACCCACAUACACAUAUAGACACAUCAAGCCAAGCGCAUACACAUACAAAGAGGAAGUUUUGGAUUUUAGAUUAAAUAAGAAAGUAAAGGAUGGUGAGGGGAAAGACGGAGAUGAAGAGAAUAGAGAACGCAACUAGCAGGCAAGUGACCUUCUCCAAGAGAAGAAAUGGACUUUUGAAGAAAGCUUUUGAGUUAUCGGUCCUAUGUGAUGCUGAAGUUGCUUUGAUCAUCUUCUCACCAACAUCCAAACUCUAUGAGUUCUCUAGCUCUAGUAUUUCAAAAACAAUAGAACGAUACCAGAGACGAGUCACAGAAAUUGGAAUUAACCAUAAGAGAGAUGCAGAUUCUCAGCAAGCGAGAGGCGAAACAUAUGGCUUGACAAAAAAGAUUGAGCAACUUGAGAUAACUAAACGAAAAAUGCUCGGAGAAGGUAUUGAUGUAUGUUCUAUUGAAGAGCUGCACCAGUUAGAGAAUCAGUUGGAGCGAGGCUUGACCAGGAUAAGAGCCAAGAAGUACCAAUUACUCCGUGAAGAAAUUGAUAAGCUGAAGGAAGAGGAGAGGAAUCUCAUUAAGGAAAACAAAGAACUGAAUGAGAAGUUGAGUGGAAUGGGAGCAAUAGUAGUAGCAUCAUCAUCAUCAACCUUAACAUCAUCAGAAGUGAACACGGAUGGCAAUGACAAUAUGGAAGUGGAGACUGGUUUGUUCAUUGGGCCUCCUGAGCCGAGACAAUCCAAGAAAAUCUAUCCUCAAAGUUAAUCUCACAGCUUCAAAAAGAAUGCUCUUUACGAACUUUUUUGUUUUUAUAUUUUCGUCCAAAAUAUCAGAGAUGUCAAUAAAUUGUAAACAUAGUGUGGUAAUUUGUUCUUAACCAGGGACAUCUCUAAGCUUAGGCUUCUUCGUUUCUUGAGUGUUUUGGAAGAAAAUUCGAAAUAAAAGAUGAUGUUUAUUGCAGUGAACGUGUUCGGAUUCA